UCAAUAUAUAAAUGUCAUGAAGGUAUAAUUCAGAUGGGUAAUUUUGUGUGAGGGAAGAUGGGAAAUGGGCGGGGCUUAUGGGGUGGAAACUACAUAGGUAAUAAAUAUAAGCCAGUGUCUUUUGUUAAUUUUGAAGGUGGACUUUUAUCUGCUCAUAUGCUUUCUUCUCAUUCUUCAGAUGUAAUCUUAAAUGAUGGUUGGCCUUGUUCUGGACCUCUUUUAGAGUUAGCUGAACGUUUUGCCCAACGAUUAUUACCAGCAUUUCGUUCAAAUACAGGAAUGCCUUAUGGGACAGUUAAUUUAAAGUAUGGACUCAAUAAUUUUGAAAAUACUGUUACAUGUGUUGCCGGUAUUGGAACUUUUAUUUUAGAAUUUGGAGCAUUAUCUCGUUUAACUGGAAUUCCACAUUAUGAACGUAUUGCUUUAAAAGCUUUGGAUUCUUUAUGGAAAAGUCGGUCAGAAUUGGGUUUGGUUGGAAAUCAUAUUGAUGUUCAAACUGGUGUUUUUACUGCUACUGAUUCUGGAAUUGGUGCUGGUGUAGAUUCUUAUUUUGAAUAUUUGGUUAAAGGUUCUCUACUUUUUCAACGACCAAAUUUGAUCAAACAAUUUUAUGAAUUUGAAGAAGCAAUAAAUUUACAUGUACGUAAAGGUGAUUGGUUUAUGUGGGUAGAUAAAGAUAAAGCAACUGUUUCUUUACCAAUAUUUCAAUCGUUAGAAGCAUUCUGGCCAGGAUUAUUGACACUUAUUGGCAAAUUUGAAGAUGCUGCACGUAUAAUGAGUUCUUACUUACAAGUUUUACGGCAUUUGGGACUUCCUCCAGAAUUUUACAAUAUUCCAAACAGAGAACCAGUCCAAAAACGUUUAGGAUAUCCAUUGAGACCUGAAAUGAUUGAAAGUUUAAUGUAUCUUUAUAAAGCAACUGAAGAUUCUGCAUAUUUACAUGUUGCUGCUGGAAUUGUAGAUACAAUUGAACAAUUUACUAAAACUAAAUGUGGAUAUGCUUCUGUUCGUGACGUUCAAAAAUGGACAUUGGAAGACAGGAUGGAAUCAUUUUUUCUAUCAGAGACAAUCAAAUAUCUUUAUUUAAUUUUUGAUGAAAAUAAUUUUAUUCACAAUGAUGGUACAAAUGCAAAACUUUUGGAAACAACUGAUGGACAAUGCAUAAUUGAAGGUUAUAUUUUUAUAAAAAAUUUUUUUGAAAUUUAA
Molecule: messenger RNA, 1206 nt
Organism: Meloidogyne enterolobii
Lineage: Eukaryota; Metazoa; Nematoda; Chromadorea; Rhabditida; Meloidogynidae
Source: the annotation of a GenBank genome assembly